AUGGGCAGCAGUGAUACGAUGAAUGUGUUUGCGAGCCGUAAACUUGAGCUGGAGAGAUUAGCUGCAGACGACUUUGAGAUCAUCCGCGUACUCAGUGUUGGUACGUACGGUAUAGUGAAGCUAGCCAAGCACAAACCGACUGGCAUUAGUGUUGCACUCAAAGUGCUGUCCAAAGAGCGUGUCAUUAGUAUUUAUUUACCUGGUGGAGAACUUUGGAAUCUGGUCUAUUCUCACACUGAAGGUCCGAGAGAAGAGGUUGAUACUAUCAAGACUGCCACACAAUUAAGGGCUCAACACUAUCUGAAGGAUGACAGCAAUGAACUCCGUCCAGCUACUCCAAUUGAUAAAUUAAAGCCAACGGCGUUCCAGCCUCUUCUACAUAUUCAAUCGCGAACAAUAAAGGCGGAAGAGAUUGCUAUGGAGUAUUUGCAUGAUCAAGGGCUGUUGUACCGUGACCUGAAACUUGAGAACCUAGUGCUGAACUCAAAAGGCUAUGUUAAGAUUGUGAACUUUGGUUUUGCCAAGAUGGACGCGCAGCGGACAAAGGGUGCUGAUGAUAGUUUGGAACAGACACGAAAUGCUCGCAACCUGACGUUGUGCGGAAGCAUGGACUAUAUGGCACCAGAGGUACUUCUUCGUCAGCCACAUGAUCAGCGCGUGGAUAUUUGGUCCUUUGGUAUCAAUCAUCAUGUAUGA
Molecule: messenger RNA, 696 nt
Organism: Peronospora belbahrii
Lineage: Eukaryota; Oomycota; Peronosporomycetes; Peronosporales; Peronosporaceae
Source: the annotation of a GenBank genome assembly